This is a messenger RNA of Leishmania braziliensis MHOM/BR/75/M2904, 2283 nucleotides long. RefSeq lists its product as hypothetical. NCBI's taxonomy places the organism in Eukaryota, Euglenozoa, Kinetoplastea, Trypanosomatida, Trypanosomatidae. The record is from RefSeq and is a predicted model, not a curated record. Bases 1 to 2283 code for a protein of 760 amino acids. The transcript has a single exon. Gene Ontology annotation, molecular function: ubiquitin-protein transferase activity. Gene Ontology annotation, biological process: protein ubiquitination.
AUGUAUUUCAGUGUUCAGCUGGUCCACUCCGUCUCUCUCUCUCACUCAUUCUCCAUCUUGCGUGAAGCCUCCUGCAUCGUGUGUGAGCAAGUGUGCCUGCGCACACUGUACAAGCGCCAUCACACGUUGAUACACAACAGACGUACAUACGUGAGGGCAUCUUUUCCUCUUCUUCUCUCUCUUCUCUUUCAAACACACGCGCGCCUGUGUGUCGCGCUGAUCGGGUGUGUUGACUCGUCUUCAUCUUUCACCACUGCUACUUUUCCCCCUCAAUUUCUCUAUCGCACGGCUUUCUCAGCCAUGCAGCCAACGAACUUGCCGCGUGUCUCGAGAGCCGUGGCGCGCCUGUGCGCCAUCCUCGGCGAUGAGCUGUUCCCGAUCGUGAUUUGGCUGGGCAUGUUUGGUGCCGUGCGUCUCGCACCCGCCCUGGUGCUGCGCUUAUCAAUGUCGUUCCCACAGGUGAUGGACGUGCCACGGCUGCUGCUUUGGCGACGAAGGCGCGAUGUCUCCGGCGGUGCCACGAGCAGCGCUGUUGUGAGCACCAGCAUCAGCGCCGCUGCCGACGCCGCCGCCGCGCACCUUGCGGAGCUGAUCAAGAACACUCCUCCUGGUUCUAGCAGCAACGGCAUUCGCCUCAGUGGUGGCAGCAGCAGUGGUGCUUACGACGCAACGCUCCGUGCAUCGUGGCAGCGUUUCUAUCAUCAAUCUCUCGAGGUGCUCGUUUCCAUCGUCACAUACUCGAGACGUCUGUGGACGUAUCUACUCUUCCAGCGCAGCCAGCGCACGCCGCUCAGGGAUGCGGCUGCCGCAGUCCAACGUGGUGGGGGCGGCCGACCCGCGGUGGUGGAGCUCCUCGUGCGCCUUGUGACAAGCUUCACCUCUACGUGGGUUCACGCAAGCGGCAACAUGCUCUUCGACACCAUCGUCACCUAUCUCAGCACUCGCAUCGGAAGCUGGGGUAGCGGCAGCGUCGGCGGUGGCAACGCCAUUGGUGGCAGUGGCAGACGAUACAGCAGCCUCAGCAACGGCUGGCGAGACCUGCUCGUCGCGUCGUGCGUGUCAACUGGACUCAACUUUGUACUACAGACGUACUGGGUGGAGGCGUUGACGGCCAUAGGCGAGCUGCGGGCGCUGCCGCUGGCGACUACUGCUGGGGAUGCGCUGUCGCCGUCUUUCAGCGAGCGGAUACAGUUUAUGCUCUCGGCCCUCUCUCGGCUAGGCAGCAAAGAAUCCCUGUACCGGCUGUGCUGCAUGGCGCUGCGGCUGCAGCCGCAGUCAGACCAGCGAUCGAGCGCUGCCGAAGAGGGGCGGGCGUACUCAUCGCCGCCGUCGCCGUCAGGCAGAGCAGCGCUGCAGCCACUCACUCGUGCCGCGCCGCCGCCGCCGUCGUCCCUGGAUUCCGGCACCUUGCGAACGCCGUCCCAGCCGGCACGCGUGUACCUGUGCGGCGGCAAUGCCUUCGUGUUCGCCCUCAGCGGCUUCCGCUUUGCCUACUACGGCGACCCGCAGCAGUUCACGACGGCUGCGUCAAACUGCAUUACGGACGCCCUGGACCUUGUGCUGCGGCAGGCGCGUCAACGGGCCGCAGCGCAAAACGGCCGUGUGUCGGAGGCGCUGCUGGAGGGGCAGGUGUGGCGGCCACCAGCGUCGUCGCUGUCGUCCAGCCACGACGUUGUUCUUGCUCCCGCCGCCUCCCUGCAGCUCCUUCCUCUGUAUAUGGCGAACUUUGCUGUUGGUGCCAGCGUCGGUCUUGUGUGGCGAGAGCGCCGCCACCUCGCCAUUGUCCGCCGUGUGCCGCUUCUUGGAAAAGUUGUUGAGCUGCUGUUUCCACUGCCACCGCCGCCACUACGGCUGCCUGAGGCGUUGCAGGAGCUAAGCCCGGAGCGCAAUGUGCUGCUGUUGCACUCAGAUGGUCGCGCUGAGGUGUCCGGGGACGCACUGCAGCUGGCGCCUGCUUUGAAGGCGGAUGAGCCGACAGCGACGACGAUGCCGGAUGUGUCGUCUGCGGGUGACCCUCCCGCGCCGCGAGUGAUACGCAUCGUAGCUGCGCAGGACCUGUUCUGCCCCAUCAAGCGCACGCUAAUGUGUGACCCUGUGCAGACCGCUGACGGCUUCACAUACGACCGUGACGGUAUCGAGGAGUGGCUGCGGGGGCACAACACGGCGCCGCUCACAAAUUUGUACUUAGGCAGCGCAGCGCUGCGCGUGAAUUGCCGAGCGCGGCAGAAAAUCAGUGGUCUUAUCCUGCAGUACACCACUGCAAUGGGGGUGUUGAUCAACUGA